UGAAGAUUUUUUGAAAACUUCUUCCAUUUAGUUAUCUGAUGAUUGUUUCUAUUUUUGAAAUUUAAAUGUACAAUGUAUGAAUUUUCUGUAAGUCUCUGUUUAACCCAACUGAAAACUUUGGCUGUGUUUUCUGUAGUUGUGACCGGUGUGUUGAUGAAGUCUGAAAAUGUUUAUGUGGGAACAGUGGGUGAAACGGUGGAUAUCAAAUGUCAAUAUCCAGAUGACCAUAGAUAUACACCCAAGUACUUUUGCCGUCAUCCCUGUAAAUCAUCUGUUUUGAUUAAAAGUGCAAAGAUUGAUCAGGUCGUCUCAGAUGGAAGAUACUCUUUGAUUGAUUUUGUGAGUGGACGGUUCUUUACUGUAACCAUCAAACAUCUCAGACUCACAGACUCUGAUGUUUAUUACUGUGGACUUGAUCAAUGGUUCCGUGACACACUGAAUCAAGUUCAACUGUCUGUCCGUCCAGAUAAUUCUCACUCAUAUGAACCGUUACCAUCAACAGUCCAAUCACCAGGUUCCACUCCUCCAGUCAACAGCUCCUCUGUCAAUGUGACUGCGGUUUGUGCAGGUGUUUUGUUAUUCCUGGUUUUCUGGAUCCUUGUGGCUUCAGUGUGUAUCUACAGCAGAAGAUCAGAUGCAAAGUCCAGAUAUACAGCUCAAGAGCCACCAGACUUCAACCAGGCUAUGGAAGAUAUAUGUACAAUGGUAGUGUAUAGUUUGGAUGAUCCACCUAAAGAAGACUGUUCUUCUCUAAACUAUUCAACUACAUUACUGCAUGUCACUCAGUAACAGAGUCAUUCUGGAAUGUGGAACUAAUUAUUUACUAUUAAAAUUACUUUAUAUUUAGACCUAAUCAUAAUCUUAUCUGCAGCAGCAGCAUCAUCUCUCUUUUUAUCUGUAUGAUAACACAAUUUCUGUAAUAAGUCAAUAAAAAGUAUAUUGUUUAUACUUUGUAUAUACUUUAGCCAUCCAUCAGUCUGAUGAUCAAAUGAAUGUUAGUUCACCAUUUCCUGGGUGGCAGAUCAGUGACUGUGCUGCAUUCGAUUUUGACAUUGUUGCAGAGCAUUUGUGGUGUAUGUGGUCAAAGAAUAGAACAUUUUGCGAUGUCUGUGAGUUGCAAACAAAAUAAGGAACUGUCCCUUAGCUUUGAUCUGUUUGGUUGCUCAUUACUGAUUACUUGCCUAAUUACUGUGGCCAAAUGUUAUAGACUAUGUUGAAUUUUUAUGAGCACUAAACUCACGGCCGUAGCCAUGGGUUUGAAAAUUAGUGAGGUCUGGGGUGGGGGGAAUUGUGCUAAAAUAACCCCUACAAAUACAACACAAUAAUUAUAUACACUAACAGAAAUGUAGAUGUUUGUGAAAGAUGUUUUCUCUGUUUUGGAGGGAUGAACACA
Onychostoma macrolepis is the source of this 1393-nucleotide messenger RNA. Its product is annotated as CMRF-35-like molecule 4. Lineage: Eukaryota; Metazoa; Chordata; Actinopteri; Cypriniformes; Cyprinidae. The coding region runs from base 73 to 789 and encodes 238 amino acids. The transcript is spliced from 5 exons. The record is from RefSeq and is a predicted model, not a curated record.